Neofelis nebulosa (Clouded leopard) is the source of this 3281-nucleotide messenger RNA. It is a transcript of the gene ADAM8, whose product is annotated as ADAM metallopeptidase domain 8. Gene Ontology annotation, biological process: regulation of cell-cell adhesion; proteolysis; positive regulation of cellular extravasation. NCBI's taxonomy places the organism in Eukaryota, Metazoa, Chordata, Mammalia, Carnivora, Felidae. The transcript is spliced from 25 exons. The record is from RefSeq and is a predicted model, not a curated record. The coding region runs from base 163 to 2781 and encodes 872 amino acids. Gene Ontology annotation, molecular function: cell adhesion molecule binding; metalloendopeptidase activity.
GGGCCCUUCCAGCCUAGAGCGCGGCGGCCAGACCGAGUUUCGAGCGCGGGGCUGUCCCCAGUUCGCGCUGUGUCCUGGACCUGGACCCUGGACCCCGGACCCCGGACCCCCGACCCCCUGUACGCUCCCUGUUCCCGCCCCGGACGCCUGUGUGCGUCCCCCAUGCGCCGCCUCGGACUCCCGCUGUUCGCUCUGUGGCUGCAAGUGGCCGCCCCCAGUGUCCCCCUUCCCCAUGUGGAGCAGUACGAGGUGGUGUGGCCCCAACGUCUGCCACAACCCCGUGCUCGCCGAGCCCUGCCCUCCCACUCGGACCGGUACCCGGAGAGUGUGAGCUAUGUCCUUGGGGCCCAAGGGCACAACUUCACCCUGCACUUGCGGAAGAACAGGGAGCUGGUGGGCUCGGGCUACACGGAGACCUACAGCACGGCCAACGGCUCCCAAGUGACGGAGCAGCUACAGAGGCAGGAUCACUGCUUCUACCAGGGCCACGUGGAGGGGCACGAGCAUUCUGCCGCCAGCCUCAGCACCUGUGCCGGCCUCAGGGGCUUUUUCCGGGCUGGCUCGACUGUCCACCUGAUUGAGCCCCUGGAUGGGGCCAGUGAAGAGGGGCGGCAUGCGCUGUACCAGGCAGAGCACCUGCAGCAGAAGGCCGGGACCUGCGGGGUCAGCGAUUCCAGCUUGGAGAAGGCCUUGGGGCCUCGGAUCUCAGCAGCCUUCAGGCCCCGGAACUGGCUGCUGCCCCGGGAAACCCGCUACGUGGAGCUGUACGUGGUCACGGACAGUACAGAGUUCCAGCUGUUGGGGAGCAGAGAGGCUGUACGCAGGCGGGUGCUGGAGGUGGUGAACCAUGUGGACAAGCUUUAUCAGGAGCUCAAUGUCCGUGUCGUCCUGGUGGGCCUGGAGAUCUGGAACCACAGGGACGGGAUUCACGUGAGCUCCCACGCCAACACCACACUGGAGAACUUCCUCACCUGGCGGGCGCAGAAACUGGCGGGGCGUUACCAGCACGACAACGCGCAGCUGAUCACCGGGGUCGACUUCACCGGGACCACCGUGGGACUGGCCAAGGUGUCGUCCAUGUGCUCCCGGGGCUCAGGGGCUGUGAACCAGGACCACCACCAGAACCCCAUCGGUGUGGCGUCCACCAUGGCCCACGAGAUGGGCCACAACCUGGGCAUGGCCCAUGACGAGAACAUUCAAGGCUGCUACUGUCCCGUGCCGCGGGAAGGUGGCGGCUGCGUCAUGGCGGCCAGCAUCGGCGUCAAGUUCCCCAGAAUGUUCAGCCAGUGCAGCCGUGCCGACCUGGAGCUGUUCGUGGAGGAGCCCCGGACGGGCUGCCUGGACAACGCCCCAGACCCUGGCCGGCUGGUGGGCGACCCCGUGUGUGGGAACUGGUUCGUGGAACGUGGGGAGCAGUGUGACUGCGGCCCACCCCAGGACUGUCGGAACCCCUGCUGUAACGCCACCGCCUGCCAGCUGGCCCACGGGGCCGAGUGUGCACAGGGCGCCUGCUGCCGGGAGUGCAGGGUGACGCCCGCCGGUGAGCUGUGCCGUCACCCAAAGGACGCAUGUGACCUCGAGGAGCACUGUGACGGCCAGCAGCCGGGGUGCCCAGAGGACGCCUUCCAGGAGAACGGCACACCCUGCCCGGGCGGCUACUGCUACAACGGAGCCUGCCCCACGCUGGCCCGGAGGUGCCAGGACCUGUGGGGGCCAGGCUCAUGGGUUGCCGUGGAAAGAUGCUACACCUACAGCAUCUCGCCCGACUGUAAGGGCGGGAUCCCCCUUGGCUCCAGCAGGGUCAACAAAUGUGGCGUCCUGUACUGUGAGGGGGGACAGAAACCCCCAGAGCAGAGCUCCUGCACCCUCACCUCCUCCUCGGCUGCUUGCCAGGCCCUCGUCCUGGAGGGAGGUGUUGGCUACGAGCCAGUGCCUGAAGGCACCAAGUGUGGCGAGGAGAGGAUUUGCUGGAAAGGACGCUGCGAGCACCUGCAAGUUUACAGAUCCAGAAACUGCUCCGCCCAGUGCAACAACCAUGGGGUGUGCAACCACAAGGAGGAGUGCCAGUGCCACCCGGGGUGGGCACCACCCCACUGCACAGAGCUGCUGCCCUCCGUGCACACAGCAACCACUGUGCGUGUAGCCGGCCACAGCACCACCCCCUCCAGGGCCUGGCCAGACCUGGCUCAUGUCACUGUGGGCCCGGGGCCAGCUACCACUAAGCCCUCCAACUCAUCAUCUGAGAGCCUGGAGUGCUGUUGGUCCAGGAGCCUCCUGAUGGUCGUGCUGGUGCCUGCGGUGCUCCUGGUGGCUCUGGCCCUCCUGGCAGGUGCAGUCAUCUACCGAAAGGCCUGGGGCCGCAACCCUUGGGGGACUGCAGCACCCAAGACCGCCAUUGGGCUCUCCAACCCCCUGUUCCACGAGGGGCGCGGUGUGCCAGCCAAGGGUGGGGCUCCGGGCCCCCACCACCACCCCAGCCAGCCCGCCAGGCCCGCGGUCCCCAGGGCGACCCCCAAGCAGCCGCCCCCUGCUCCUCCAGCCGCCACGUCCAAACCCCCCUCCACAGUUCCUGUGUACACCUGGCCGCCCCCAGACCAGCUCAGACCUGCUCCGCCUGCCAAGCCCCUCCCUGAACUGAAGCCCAAGCAGGUUGUCAAGCCGAUCUUCCCACCCCCGAUGCCACCGGUCAAGCCUGGGGCUGGAGGAGCCCAUCCUGGACCGCCGCCACAGGGCGUAGUCGGUCCCAAGGCUGCUCUGAAGCCACCGGUGCAGAGAAGGUGACUCGGGUGCCAGGCCCCGGCCGCAGCGGGGCAGAUGUCCUUCAUGUUGAAGGGACCGGGCCUGCCCCGCUCUCUGUCCCAGGGGCCGGGUCGCUGUGAGAACUGCUAACUGGGCCGGACUCGCUCUCCACCCCCACCCCCACCCCGCCCGCCGUGCCCCCUGCCCGGAUCCUCGCGCUCCCCCCACCCCCACCUCCGGGCUCCCUGCCCUCCGCCCUCGCCCUCGGAGGGGCCGGGUCCGCUGUGAGAAGUGCCAACAGAGUUGGCAGGGCCGGGACCCCGAGAGGCACCUGCGGCCCCCGCUGCUGCUCUGGAGGCCCCUGGCGCGCCUGCAACCGAAACCGCAAUGAAAAGUGUGUAUUUUAUGACAGUUAUUGAUCGAGUUCUCAAUGACGCGAGAUUCUUAUUAAAUCGAUGAAAGAGUGUGUGCUCAAUAACGUGGAAUUCAACUGAUAACACGUAAGGGCCCUGUGCUUGUUAAAAUAAAAUGAACACUGGAAA